AGCAUCAACAUAUUGCCGAUUCAUCGCCCGGGAGUCUUAUCUGGGCUAAGUGGCGUGAAAUGAAGCGUUAGAAUCGCAGCUAAUAAAACUUGAGGAGUAUUUGAAGGAGAGCUGGGACGCGCCUUCUGCUGGAACGGGCCGCGAGAAUCGUUGGAGGAAGCAGAUCCAGCAGAUCCUAAUAUUGGGAACAGAGUCCGUAGUGGCCAUUUGGAAUGCUAUUGUCAAUGCAUGCUGAUUGCUCAUGAUUGCUCAGUCAUCCUGCAUGAUCCUCAUUCUCCAUCCAUCUCUACUUGCUGCAUGCCUUCUGUUUAGGCCUGACUAAGGCUCUCUUGUUCUUUCUGUCCAUCAUUAACAUCACUAUGGGCAAAGAUGGAGCUAAAAGUAACCCCCAUAAUCUCUCCUCCAAGAAAGGCUCUCCUUCCAACAAGCAUCGCAGUGGACCUGGUUCUUCAUCCAGAUCUGGUUCCAUUCCUGAUCCGGCUAGGGAAAUAGAGCGGCUGCGGGCCGCUCUGGAGGUGGAGCGCAGCCGGAACCAACAGGCACGCCGGCGCUUCUCUCUGGAGCUCCGGCGGCAGCGAGACGAGGCGAGAGAGGACUGUGAACGAGCACUGAAGGAGCUGACCUCCAGGCACGAGCAGCAGAAGGCUCUGGAGCUGCUGCAGCAGCGCAAGGCCCUGGGCCAGGAGCGCGCUGUGGAGAUCCGCCGCCUGCUGGGCCGUCAGGGCAGGGAGCGACGGUGCUCCGACUGCGCCAGUCUCAGGCAGGCUGGAGAGCUGCGCUGCAGGCUAGCUGAUGAAAUUGUUGGCAUUGUGAAACCUAUGAACUGUGGGAAAGCAGGCAAGAACUGGGAAAGGAACAACCUGGGGUGCAAGGGGAACGGUGCCAUCUACCGUAAGCUGGAGGAGCUGCUGAAGACACUGCAUGGGGAGGCAGAAGGGGAGCAGGCUGUGCUUCUUCAGCACCUCCAGCAAGAAGUGGAACUCGAGAAGAGCUACUUCUUAUGCCACUUGCUAGAGGUGCAUGGACACCCUGCAGAGAAGGAAGGGGAGGCCAAAGGUCAUAAAGGGCACUUGGUCAGACUGUCCAGGACCAGGUCAAAGAGCUGUGUGCAGUUCCAGAGCAGCUGUCAGAAUCGUCCCGAAUCACCCAGCAAGAGAAAUCCAUCCAUCGCCCGUUCCCGCUCGCUGUCGCAGCAAAUUCAGUGUGCGUCCCCACUGCCCAUGAAAACGAAUAAGCAGGGCUUAUUGAGCUCAUCUGAGAGGAAGCAUUCUGAGCAAACCUAUUGCACCUCUUCACCAGUAGAAGAAAAGGCCAGCAAAGGGGAGCUUUCAGGAAUCAUACCUAACCCGAGUUCACCCGAUGUCGGUUGGGACCUCCAGAGUUCCAGCCCAUCUCUGGAGAAGUCAUCUCCCUCCAGAUGUUCAGAGGACAAUAUGGAAGAGUCGAAUGGCACCGAUUACAGCUUCCUGGUGCGGCAGAACUCGGAGCUGCUGAGGGCCCUGGAGGAGUUGGAGAAGACAUGCUCCACACUCAGAGAGGAGAACAGCCUGCUGCGGAAGAGCAGUUGUCCUGAGACAGAGGAGAAGGUGAAGAGGCUGAGGAGGAAGAACACAGAGCUGGCUGUCAUUGCUAAGCGCCUGGAGGAGAGGGCACGGAAGCUGCAGGAGGCCAACCUUAAAGUGGUGAACACUCCUCUUCCUGUAAAGCCGGGUGCAGUAGAGCAGUAUAAGCGGGCAUUUGCGAGGCAGCGUGCGCGAGACUUGGCGCAGCACGCAGACACGCUCCUGUCUAAAGACAAAGAAAUAGCUGCGCUGCAGCAGGAGUGUCGAAAACUAGAGGCCAGGAUAGGACAGGGGAAGGGCUAUCCUGGCCCAGCAGCAGCAGGAGAGUUUGAGCGUCUGUUGAAGGAGUCUCAGAAGGAGGUGCUGCGUCUGCAGAGACAGCUCUCAGUCAGCUCAGCUCGAGAGCAGGUCGGUCCUGCAGGAGCAGAGAAAGAGGAGAAAGAGGAACAGGUUGGGUCUGAAACCCCAUGCCCAGUAUUAGAUGAGGCCCCUGUUAAAGGGGAGAAGGCUCCUGGAGAGGAGGAGGAGGAGUCUAGAACACAAGUGACGCCCAAUCAAAGCACUCACAACAGCCACCAAGAAGAGCAGACGCAAGAGGAGCGCCUUCAGUUUCUGGAAAGUGAGUUGAGCAAGAAGAGAAAAGAAUGUGAAGGCCUUGAGCAUGAAGUAAGGAAGAGGCAGAAAAGAUGUCUCGAUUUGGAGAGCCAGCUUGAAGAUGAGCGCAGCAAAAAUGUGCGCUUAACAGAGGAGGCUGAACUCCUCAGGAGGAAGGCUCAGCUGCUUGAUCAGUCUCAGGUUGAGAAUGAGGAGCUGAGGGAGGAGCUCUCUGCACUGAGCGCUCAACACAGUUCAGUUCUCGAGGAGAACCAGAAACUCCGUGCCAAACUGGAGAACCUAGAGCAGGUCCUGAAGCAUAUGCGAGAGGUCGCAGAGCGCAGGCAGCAGCUGGAACUGGAACAUGAGCAGGCAUUGGCUAUCCUCAAGUUCAAGCAAGAUGAGAUCAAACGACUUCAGCGGGCUCAGUUAUUUGCCAAGAGGGAACAUGAAGGGGUUGUGCAGAUGCUGGAGAACACACUGGACUGCAUGCAGACAAAGGUGCGAGAGUUGGAGGACAAAUGCCGUACUCAGAGCGAGCAGUUCAGGCUGCUCUCUCAGGAGCUGGAGAAGUUUCGACAGCAGGCCUCCAAGAUCGACCUGUCCGCUUCCGGCCUGCUGAGCCACAGCCUCACUCAGCUCCCCAACGGCAUCGGCCUGACUGGAGACACCGGCACUAGUGCCUCAUGGGAUGACAUCGCCUUCUGGAGUCUGGAGGGUAACGAGGCCCUCUGUGACGUCACUGAGCAGGAUGUUGCUGCUGUCCUUCGGGCCGGCUCCACCCCUCAUGCGGCAGGUCUGUCCCGGCCCGAGCGCUCCCCAGCCAUAAAGCACCGUGAGCUGCCCAGCCUCAGCCUGAAGUCCACCUCCACAUCCAGCCCCUCGCCACCCAAAUCUGAGACCACCCACCUCUCCCCCAAAUCAGCACUUGGCUCACGCCCGGCCAGCCCACGCAAGGCCAGCCCCACACACGAGGUGGACACUGCCAGUGAGGUGGAAGAACUAGACAUUGAUGUGUCUCCCGCACCAGUACCAGUAAGCCGAGGAGCUGCUAAACUCCAGGUCUUCAUUGCCCGUUACAGCUAUAACCCAUACGAGGGUCCAAAUGAUAAUCCAGAGGUGGAGCUGCCCCUCACUGCUGGAGAAUACAUCUACGUCUAUGGGGACAUGGAUGACGAUGGCUUCUAUGAAGGCGAGUUGAUGGAUGGACGUCGAGGUUUGGUCCCGUCCAACUUCGUGGAGCGUGUCUCAGAUGACGAUGUCAUGAGCGCCCACCUGCACGAAGCCGGCGACCUCUCGCACAACUCCUUCCAGGAGAGCAGCUUCCACAGUGGCAGCGAGAGGCUGCACCAGCACCACUUGCGCUUCGCCCACAGUGCCUCCGAGAGGUCGGAAGCAUCUGCCUCGGCCCCCGCCGUCACUACUGACAACGCAAAGGCCAACUCCAUUGCCCCCUUACUUCCCCCUGCCCCCCUCACCAAUGGUCUAGACCUGGAUCUGGAGGAGGUGGGGGCCGACACUGUGCCUUACCCACGCAAAAUCACACUGAUCAAGCAACUGGCCAAGAGCGCCAUCAUUGGCUGGGAGCCACCACUGGUGCCGGCCGGCUGGGGCGCUGUGUGGAGCUACAAUGUCUACGUGGACCAGGAGCUGAGACUCAACGUCCCCUUUGGGGCUCAAACCAAGGCGGUCCUGGAGCGGCUGGACCUGAGCCAGAAGGCUUACCGUGUGGCCAUUCAGAGCCUGACAGAGCGUGGUGGUUCAGACCAGCUGCGAUGCUCGAUGCUGGUGGGCCGGGAUGUAUGCGUGGCACCCACUCAGCUGAGGGUGGAGCGCGUGACGGCCACCUCAGCCUGCCUGAGCUGGCUGCCCAGCAACAGCAACUAUGUGCACAUUGUCUCGCUGAACGACGAGGAGUGCGAAUUGGUCAAGGCCGGCUGCUACUCGCUGUGCCUCAGUAACCUCUCGCCCAGCCUGCACUAUCGCGUCAAAGUGGAGGCGCGGCCGCACCGCACGCCUUGGGAGCUGCCUCUGGAGCAGCGUGAGCGCAAGACCGCCAUCACCUCCUUCACCACUCUCACUGCAGGUCCCCCUGACGCUCCUCUGGAUGUGCAGCUGGAGCAUGGCCCAUCUCCAGGGAUCGCUCAGAUCAGCUGGCUGCCCGUCACCAUUGACGCUGCUGGAACCUCCAAUGGGGUCAGAGUCACUGGCUACACCAUCUAUGCUGACAAGAAGAAGGUGCUGGAGGUGUCCUCCCCCACGGCAGGCAGCGCUCUGAUUGGUCCCUCUCAGAUCCAGACGCUUCAGGCGGCUCAUGAGAUUACCGUGCGCACCAUGUCGCCUCACGGCGAGUCCGCCGACUCUGCACCUGUUAACGUGCCCGCCAAGCUGCCUGCCAUCAUGACUGGCGCCUCUUUGCCUCAGCGCCAGCCUGUGCCAGCCCACGCCAGUGUCCUCACCGCCGGUGCCACCACUAUGGAGCCCGCUGUCUGUGCCACGUCUCUGUCUGCUGCCAAAACACCCACAAUGCCACUCAGCCCUGUCCAAGACGCACAACCCCCAGGCCCUGUCAGGGGGGUCUACUCCAACAUGGCCAAAGCCACCACCAAUAAUGCCCCCCUGCCCGCUCCCUCCAUAGUUGAGGCGUGGGCAAACCCCACUGCAGUUGCCCCCCUGACAGUUGCCAUGGCUGCGCAGGAAGCACGGCCACUACCUGUUGCCAAGUCUAAUCCACCACAGGUGAAUGUGUCGCUACCUGUGGUUGUGCCCACUCCUGUACCAGUCCCAGUGCCCGUUGUCACGGCUGUUCCCAUGGCAACAGCAGCUCCAGCCUCUGCGCAGCCUAGUGUGGUCCCCGCAGCAAUGCCGGAGCCCAGCAGAGACACAGACAGCCCGAAGUCCCUUCGUCCCGUCGCCUCCAUCUCUGAUUUCUUGGAGGACCCCCGUGCCAAGCUCCACACACCUCCGCCUGCUCCUAGCGUGCCCAAGGUCACCGCCACAGGAACGGAUCCGCUCAACGUGCCCGACACACACCCACUGCGGCCACCCAUCCCCUCCCCGCUGGAGUCUGAGCCAGAAGACGACAGAGAGAACGCCCGGCUGGUGUCCAUUGAUGAGUUCCUGCGGCCUGAGCCUCAGCCCAGAAUAAAGAUAUAUGCAGGAGGUCUUAUGGACCCUCCUCCUGACUACCCUGCGGAGAGCAGCCGGUCAGACCUGUCCGACAUCCUGGAGGAAGAGGAGGAGGAUCUGUACUCGGAGUCAACGGCUGAUGUGACACCUAGAAAUUACAACUCUGGACCUGCUGGCAGGUCCGAGGUUUGGGAGCCAGACAGUGACGAGGAAGUGCUGGAGAAGAUCCUGAAGCUCCACCCCCAGGCCUAUCACAACAAGCAGCUGUUCAGCAUACCUGAGGUGACCGAGGAAGAGGACAAUACUGAAUCUGAGCCACACUCCUCCAGGGCGCCUCCUGUCCAGGGGCCGUCAAUGUGUCGGCCUGUCCCAGGAGAGAGCCACCACCAUGGCUCUGAAGCUUUCCAUCACCCCCUUUCCCACCAGCACCGCCAACCUUACCACAAAGCCAAAGUCCGAGAGCCAGCAGCAAUGCAUGGAGGGGCUGGGCAAGUCCGGCCUCGUCCCAGGGUACACUAUGCUGACACGGUGGACACCAUCAAUUACGAAGAUGACGAGGAGGUGGAGCUGGACUCGGAUAGCAGCCUGUAUGCCGGACCCUGCAGCAGGGAGGUAGUAGUCCGGCGGCCACAUCGGACACAACGGGACAGCGACCGACUCCGCAGGGAGGCCAUGUUACGGAGUCAGAUGACCUCUGAUCUAGUAGCGAUGCCAUCUGGGACAGACCAGGUACCCUACCUGCUCAGCAGGACAGUGCAUCGCGUAAAAUCACCCACGGGACCUGCUGUGGAGAUUGAUGUGGAGUAUGGGACAGAUGACGAGCCGGUGCCUUUUGAUCCUGGAGAGGUAGUGGUGGAGCAGAUGAGCUCAGAGUGGUGGGUCGAGGGUGGCAACCAUGAAUAUCAUCCCGUGCCCCUGCCGAGACGGCUCAAACAGGAGUUGCCUGCAAUCAUGCCACCGGGCCACCACUCAUGGGAAACAGCAAGUCGAGAGGUUCCCCUGACAGACACAGGAGCAGCCUGGUGUGUCCCCAGAGAGCUAUCCCCGAAAUUAAGCCGAUCAGAGACCAGAUUGCCCAAAGAUGUUGCAGAGUCAAGGCCUGUUGGUGAAAAUGAAGUGCGAGUUUUCGUUGCCCUCUUCCCCUAUGACCCUGCCACAAUGUCGCCCAAUCGUGAUGCUGCAGAAGAGGAGCUUCCCUUUAGGGAAGGCCAGAUCAUUAAGGUCUACGGUGAUAAAGAUGCAGAUGGGUUUUACCGGGGCGAGUCAGGUGGUCGUCAUGGUUAUGUGCCCUGUAACAUGGUGUCUGAAAUCCAGGUGGAUGACGAGGAGACCAAGGAGCAGCUGCUGCAGCAGGGUUUUCUCUCCACUGAUGCAUCCAUGGAGAAGAUAGGCACACGCUCACUCGCUCAGCUUCCGCACCGUCCGGCCCCGCCGCCCAAACCUAGACGCUCCAAGAAAGUGGAGACAGCAGGAGUCUUUGAAGAUCAGUCCAUCAUUAAUACCUGCAGCCAAGAUAAAACUAGACACUCUGCUGUUGCCAUGGGAAACCCUGGACCUCGCAGAAUGGUGGCCAUCUUUGAUUAUGACCCAAGAGAAAGCUCCCCCAAUGCUGACAUUGAGGCUGAGCUAACCUUCAGUGCUGGGGACAUAAUCUAUGUUUUUGGAGAUAUGGAUGAUGAUGGCUUCUUUUACGGAGAUUUAAAUGGGCAGAAAGGCCUGGUGCCCUCCAACUUCCUCCAAGCUUUUCCAGAGACAACGGAGGAGGCAACAGUGGCUGAACCCCCUGUGGCCAAAAGCCGGAGAGACUCUCAGGUGAGCCAUGUUGCUGUUUUAGAGCAGACAGACGCUGUAAUAUCUGCUCCCCCAGAGGAGAGUCCAGCAGCCCUGUCAGAACCAAUCCAGCACCCUGACCAGCACCAAGACACAAACUCCGACCCCUCCCCAGUCUUAGCACCCACAGCACCCCCUUUACAGCCUGUGGAAAACUCCUCUCUCACCGAGACCUCCCCACCAGAGAAGAAGAAAAAAGGCUUCUUCUCCAAAGGCAAGAAGCUGUUCAAGAAGUUGGGCUCCAGUAAGAAGGAAUAAAUGUGAAAGACUGUUACCUUGAAUAAUUUGCUAAUUGCACUUUUUCAUGUCGAUGCUGGUUUGUCUGUAUGUUGUUUCGAUGGUUCGUGUGGGUGAUUGGAGGGGGUAGAGACACAUUGUCUUACUGUGGGGGGAGAUGUUACUCUCCUCGACUGGUGAUUUUUUUUUUUUUUUUUUUUUUGGAUCGAUUUCGUCUCUACUUGCCACUUUAUUUAUCCUUCAAAAGCAUGUAAGACUUUUGAGACCAAAUGGUUAAAGAAAUGGUUUGUCCACAAAUCAAAUUAACACAAAUUUCCUCUGAACCCCUCUGAAGUGUAGUUGAUUAACCAAGACAUUUUGUGUGUCUAAAUUUGGCUUUUUAGUUUAACGCCAGAGCUACAAGGCUAAUGUUGCUAACAAGCACUAGAAGUGUUCUCACCCAAAUCUUUUCUGUAAAUACAUCCCUAAAAUUUCUCUUAACCUGCUCUAACUGCAUCGUCUUCAAUACACAACAUCACACAGACCUGUGGAUGUGGUUUAGGACCCACUGUGACUUGCUUUGAACUUUAAACGAACAAAACCGUGUAGCUGAAGAGUGUGGGCAGCCAUUUUAGACAGCAGGUGUUGCUACUAUAAACAGCUGAUACUAUUUAUAAACAUAUAGUUGAUCAAGAUCAACAGUCUUUUGUAAAUAGAAACAACAGAAAUCAUGAGCAAACUCCAUAGUCCAUGGUCGUACACACAAAGGGGAGGUGGAUUUUGGCACAGAACCCCAUUGUCUAAGAUGGCUGCACAGCAUGCAGCUGCACAGUAAAGUUUUUUUUUUGUAGCUCACAGUAAGUCAUACUGUCCUAAACUACAUCAAGUCUGUGCAAACUUAAUGAAGGCCUGAAUGCAAAAGUUUGCAAAGGGCUGAGAGAGGUGAUGGGGAUGUAUUUAUGGAAAAGAUUUGGGUGACUAUUGAAUCGUAGUGUUUAUCAGCGUUAGGCUUUUAGCUCCUGUUCUGAAACAAAGAAGCAAAAUUUGUACUCUAGACAUGUCUCGGUUGAUCAACUGCAUCUGGGCUAAGUGGAAAACCGUGUAAAUUAGAUUUUUCACAACACCAUUCCUUUAAAAUGCAUUAAAGGAAACUGCUGUUUUGAGAAUUUUGAGCAGAAGUCAAGCACAAUAAUAAGACUCCUGUUGUUAGUGUUCUGUUCGGUUGAGUUGAAUCAUGGUCACUCGAGUUCUCUUAAGGUGGAAGUGGUUUUUCUGAGCUCUCAGCUUACACAUCCCUCUCUCAACAAUAAAAUCAAAUGUCGGGGAUGAAAACAUUUAACUGAUCAAACGUUAACCGACAAACGAACAGUUGUUUGACAAAUGCUGUUGGUUUAAAAACGUGUUAAUUUGACUUAUUUCCAAUAAACAGCCGUGCCUGUUUGAAUGGGGACGUUUUUGAAGUGCUUGACAGGACAGUAGACGGUUAUUUCCACUAGAUGGGCCUCUUAAAGAAUGCAGCAUGCAGCUAAAUAUAGUAGGGUUCAAGCUCACCUUUCAACUACAGUGAUGUACCAUAUUCAUUGUUUCACAGAGACACUGAAGUAUGUUGAGCCAAAGCUUUGCAGCUUAGUGUAUUUCACCAUGUCACAAUGACAUAAUGCUGAUGAUGACACAGCUUAAAUCUGAAAUGGUGAAAAGACACUCACCAGAGAAAAUGCUCUCUUGUUGUAGCAACCUAGCUGGGCAAGCUGUACCAUAUUACUAGCAUAUUGUGACUGUGACGUACACUGAGCUACAAUGUUGUGUCAUAACACAGCCUGAUGUCAAAAAAAACAUAGCCAGACAUACCAGACACAGAUGUUAUGUUCACUUGAAAUUAAAACUGGCAGAUACAAAC
Messenger RNA from Pygocentrus nattereri (red-bellied piranha), 9228 nucleotides. RefSeq names its product peripheral-type benzodiazepine receptor-associated protein 1. The record is from RefSeq and is a predicted model, not a curated record. Bases 360 to 7373 code for a protein of 2337 amino acids. NCBI's taxonomy places the organism in Eukaryota, Metazoa, Chordata, Actinopteri, Characiformes, Serrasalmidae. Gene Ontology annotation, biological process: neuromuscular synaptic transmission. Gene Ontology annotation, molecular function: protein binding. The transcript is spliced from 34 exons.